This is a messenger RNA of Letharia columbiana, 1551 nucleotides long. RefSeq lists its product as uncharacterized. Gene Ontology annotation, cellular component: vacuolar membrane. NCBI's taxonomy places the organism in Eukaryota, Fungi, Ascomycota, Lecanoromycetes, Lecanorales, Parmeliaceae. Gene Ontology annotation, molecular function: amino acid transmembrane transporter activity. The coding region runs from base 1 to 1551 and encodes 516 amino acids. The record is from RefSeq and is a predicted model, not a curated record. Gene Ontology annotation, biological process: amino acid transmembrane transport. The transcript is spliced from 5 exons.
AUGGCGUUAGGCAGGAAGGGUCGCAAUGUCGACAAUACUACCCACGAAAUUGACCCCAACUCCAUCACCAAGGAGGGGGGCCAGUACUACGACGCGGAAAGUCAUGAGGAGAAGGGAGGUCGCAAGAUGAGCAGGGUAGCUGGUGUCAUGGGCGGCGAGUCUGAUCAAGACUCCCAGCUGGGCGUGGGAAAACAAUUGGAGCUCGAGGCAACCAACUCCAUAAAGUACAGAACAUGCUCCUGGCAAAAGACUGCUGCGUUACUCUUCUCGGAGUAUAUCUGUCUGGCUAUCAUGUCAUUCCCUUACUCCUACUCCGUUUUGGGGUUGGUUCCGGGUCUAAUUGUCACGGUGGUUAUUGCCAUGUCCGUGCUGUACACGUCCUUGAUUGUUUGGGAAUUCUGUCUCCGUCACCCCGAAAUUCGAGACGUUUGUGAUGUCGGCCAAAUGCUUUACUUUGGAUGGACAUGGGUCUGGUACUUUACCGCCGCCAUGUUCCUGCUCAAUAACACCUUCAUUCAGGGUCUUCACGUCUUAACUGGCGCCAAAUAUUUGAAUACCAUGAGUGGUGGCGCAGUAUGCACUGUUGGCUUUUCCGCAAUCUGGGCUGUCCUUUCCUUCUUUUCCUCUCUCCCGAGGACGUUCGACACUCUUUCGAAGCUUGCGACCCUUUCGGCUUUUUUCACGUUCGUCUCUGUUCUUUUAGCAGCCAUCUUUGCCGGGAUUGAAGCUCAUCCCUACGGUUACAAUUCGCCAGACGGCGGCAAAGACGGCCUAAUGACUGGGAACCCCAUAGUCUUGGUCAUUCCAGCUGCAGGGACCGGUUUCGUCAGCGGAAUGAAUGCUUUUUUGAACAUCAGCUACACCUUCAUUGGUCAAAUUACGAUACCGAGUUUCAUAGCUGAGAUGAAGGAACCCAAGGACUUUCCCAAGGCGCUUUGGGCCGUCACCAUCUGCGAGAUCAUUGUGUUCUCUUUGACCGCAUCAAUCGUGUACGUCUACACCGGGACACAAUACAACACAGCUCCCGCCUUUGGAUCGCUUGGCAAUGAGUUGUACAAAAAGGUGUCAUUUUCGUUCAUGAUUCCAACUUUGAUCUUUUUGGGUGUCCUCUACGCCUCUGUGUCUGCACGCUUCGUCUUCUUCAGGAUCUUCGAGGGUACGCGCCACAAGGGAAACCAUACCGUCGUUGGCUGGGCGACAUGGGCCGGUAUCCUGGCUUGCACUUGGAUCGCCGCUUUCAUCAUCGCCGAGGUCAUUCCGUUCUUUUCGGACUUGUUGUCAUUGAUGAGCUCACUCUUUGACUCGUUCUUCGGCUUCAUCUUCUGGGGCACUGCCUACAUGAGGAUGCGGCGCGCCGACUAUGGCCCUGGGUGGCUUUCGAAACGAGGUAUCCGAGGGAUUUCUGGCUUUAUUCUGAAUGUCAUACUCAUUUGUAUCGGUCUAUUCAUGUUGACUGGUGGAACCUAUGCUACGUGCCAGAGUAUCGUGAACAAUUACAAAGACGGCCUCGUCACUGGUGGUCCUUUCACUUGCGCCAGUAACGGACUGUAG